AUGACGCAGCGCCGAGCUUCCGCGCAGGCCCGGCCCGAGUCCGUUAUGGCCGCCGCCCUGGGGAGGAUGAGGGUCCCCGCGCGGGCGCCGGGGCUGCCGACCCGCGGAGGGCUGGCGCCGCCGCUGCUCCUGGCGCUCGUGCUCGCGUCCGCCGCGGCCAUCGAGUCACUGGAUAAUGCCACACAUGACACAAAGAAUUCUCCUCUAAUCGUACACAUUUCAAAUUCUGAAAACGAAACCAAACCUGGUUCCCACAUCAAUACCACUGUCCCUCCCUCGACCAGCACUGAGAAGAGUGGAGGAGCGUCUGAAGCCCCCACGCCCCUGCCCACCGCUUCUGUGUCCCUCGAGGAGGCCGACAGCAAUGACCAUCCCAGCAUGGAAGAUGAGGAUCUUCUUUCCCUCAAUAGUUCUCCUUCCACAGCCAAAGACACUCUGGACAAUGGAGACUACGGAGAACCAGACUACGACUGGACCAGCAACCCCAGGGAUGAGGAGCCUGAGGAGGCUCUGGAAGAAAGCAGGGCUUAUGUGGGAAUCGAACAGUCAGUGAAAUCUUUUAAGGCGCCAUCCUCAAAUAUGGAAGAGGAAGAUAGCCAUUUCUUUUUUCAUCUUAUUAUUUUUGCUUUUUGUAUAGCUGUUGUUUAUGUUGUAUAUCACAACAAAAGGAAGAUUUUCCUCCUUGUCCAAAGCAGGAGAUGGCGGGAUGGCCUUUGUUCCAAAGCAGUGGAAUACCACCGUCUGGACCAGAAUGUCCAUGAGGCUAUGCCCUCCCUCAAGAUUACCAAUGACUAUAUUUUCUAAAGCACUGUGAUUGGAGUUUGCUUUUUAUGUAAUUUUAUUUGCUUGACUUUUUAUAUUGUGCAGAUGUUUGCCAUAGGCAAUUGGUACUUUAAAAUGAGAGGUGGAUCUCUCUUUUGCCUUGGUGCUUUGGGGGUCAAUGUCACAAACAAGGAGCAUAGGAACUUUUUGUCUACUUUAGAGCUGAGUUUAAUCAGGUGUCUGAAAUGUGAUUUAAGCAUUACCUUGUAUCUGUGCUGUUUUUAUUGUCUUGUCUGCUGUCCUUCUGGAAGGCGUGCCCCUUUGGCAAGAUCCCGAAUCUGUGGCUGUUCCCAGUGCUGAGACAUUCUGCCAUACAAGUGCUGUUGUCUUGCUUUGCCGUUUUUUAAAUUAAAAAAAAUUUUUUUUUGAGAUGGAGUCUUACCAUGUAGCCCAGAGUAGCCUCAAAAACUUUUUUUCCCUAAAUCGAUACCUAUUUCUAGAAGCUUUGAAUCAAGCAAGUAUAAGGAGAAAUAAAAACUACCAAUUCUAGGAAUGUUAAUUUGAAUAUUUUUUGCCUUUAUCUUUCCCGUGUUUGUUCUGUGUGUCGUCAUGUCACCAAGCAUCCAGUGCACACGCGCACGUGUGGCCUCUGCGAACAGCAGUAGCCCUCAGCGCGUGCCCUCCGGCCCCAGCCUUCCGCGUCCCGGUGUGACGGGCGGCUUACCACGCACAGUCCUAACGUUGCUUUUUAGAGUCCUUGACCUUAAUGCACAAGGAUAUUAUAUGAUAUAAUGCUUUGUAUGAAAGUAAUUUUUUUUUCUCUCAAAACUGCUCUGGAUGUUUUUGGGCAGCUUUAGGUAAUGCAGCUGCUGCUUAAUCUGACUACAAUUUUCUGUGAGACAUAGACAUGUCUUGAGGUUCUGGCAAGAGACUGCAGUUUGCAGGGAGCAUAGAUGAAUAAAUGUUACUUCGGUUUGAAUGACUGAACUAAACUUAGAGGUGGGAACUGCUGAGCUGCAUGGAGCGCGCAGCAGGUACUGCUCACCAAGUCCAGCGUGUCAAGCACUGGGCGGGGUGCAGACUUUGUACUGUGGUUUCUCACUUACUCAGACCAAGUGUGAACACGGUGGAGAGGCCAUUAUCACUUAACACUGUAUCCAGGUCUUUCAGAUUAAAGGGACAAUUGCAAGGAGCUCUGUAGACAUGAAAGACAAGCGUGUCGAACGCUCUGUCUUCUGCCUUGCUUUCUCCCCACCGCCCAGCAACCGGAAGUUACGUACUGCGUUUCAUUUUAGCCUGUCUUUUUGUUAUAAAGAACUGAUCAGGAUGUAAAUAUGCAAUUUGAACCGUGGUUAACUUACAGGUGUCGCUACAGCUUUCUAGAAAACAUGCUUCACUAUGUGUUCAACAAGGCCCAGAUGAGCCAGUGGCCGCGUGCUCGGGGUAGAUGGAACAGCCUGUCCUUCCUCUCCGGACAGCGCUGCCCGUAGGCGGGGCGGCCUCAUGGAAGUAGCCAAGAACUGUCUUGUUGCAGUCACUUCUUUCACAUUUGAAAUGGUUUUAUUUAAUAUUUUGAGUAAGAUUUUAAAUAAAUGGUAAAGACAUGAACCUA
This is a messenger RNA of Jaculus jaculus (lesser Egyptian jerboa), 2374 nucleotides long. RefSeq names its product chromosome 6 C5orf15 homolog (gene C6H5orf15). The transcript has 3 exons. Lineage: Eukaryota; Metazoa; Chordata; Mammalia; Rodentia; Dipodidae. The coding region runs from base 1 to 804 and encodes 267 amino acids. The record is from RefSeq and is a predicted model, not a curated record.